CGGUGGAAACCGAACGCAUUCAGUGCGAUGUUAAUUGGACGGAAGUGAUAACUUAUCGACAUUCAAACUUAACGUUUCAAAAUGCAAUUAAGAACUGUUUGUGUGAUUUUGCUCAUCAAUAUUUCGACUUUUGUGUGUGGCUAUGAAAUUGAUUGUUCAAAACUUCAAACCGUACGUCGUGGGAAUAAACUUUUCAAAGAAUGCUGUAAAGAUUGGAUAUACGUGAGGGCAACCAAAAGUUGCAAACCAAAAUGCAUAUACGGAUGUAGGGGAGGCACGUGUGUGGCGCCAAAUGUAUGUAAAUGUACUCCACCGUUAGUCCUUCAUAAUAAUUACGAGUGUGUACCUCCUCCCCUUUGCAAUAUCCCAUGUACAAAUGCAACUUGCACCGCAGACGAUACCUGCACUUGUUUCGAUGGAUAUACACACAUGGACUCUUACACUUGUAUGCCAAAUUGCGACCCAGUGUGCGUAAAUGGCUACUGCAUAGCACCAAACCAGUGCCAAUGCUCUGAAGGUCAUAUACGAAAAACAACCAAUUUAUGCGAACCAGAAUGCAAACAAUGCCGCAAUGGAAUCUGCGUUGCUCCAAAUCAAUGCGAAUGCAAUACAGGCUAUGCUAAAAAUGAUAAGAAUAUUUGUAUGCCAGUAUGUGAGCAAUGCAACAAUGGAAUUUGUAUUGCUCCGAACCAGUGCGAAUGCAGCCCAGGAUAUGCUAAGAAUGAUAACAACAUUUGUACGCCAGUCUGUGAGCAAUGCAGCAAUGGAAUUUGUAUUGCGCCAAACCAGUGUGAAUGCAACCCAGGCUACGCUAAAAAUGAUAAAAAUAUUUGUUUGCCAGUCUGUGAGCAAUGCAACAAUGGAAUUUGUUUUGCUCCAAAUCAAUGCGAAUGCAAUCCAGGCUAUGCUAAAAAUGAUAAGAACAUUUGUACGCCAGUCUGUGAACAAUGCAGCAAUGGUAUUUGCAUUGCACCGAACCAAUGUGAAUGCAACAGAGGGUACUCUAAAGACAAUAAAAACAUUUGCUCGCCAGUAUGCAAGGAAUGCAGCAAUGGCAUUUGUGUAGCUCCAGAUAAUUGUAAAUGUAGCAAUGGAUACACUAAAGUUGCCGAUAAGUGUACACCAGCUUGUGACCGUCCUUGUACGAAUGGAAUUUGCACCGAACCAGAUAAGUGUACAUGUAAUGAUGAUUAUGAAAUCGACCCGAUAGAUAUGUUUAACUGCCAACCGAAAUGUGAAAUACCAUGCGUCAAUAGUACUUGUAUUGCUCCCAAUUUGUGCAAGUGUCUGUCAGGCUUUGAGCCAACUAACAAUUCAGUUUGUUCUCCAGUAUGCAAUCAAUGUGAUAAUGGAGAUUGUAUUGCGCCAAACAAUUGCGUGUGUCAUAAAGGUUACGUUGCAAGGAAUGGAAUAUGUGAGCCACAAUGUGAUAAGUCAUGCUUAAAUGGAAAGUGUUCAGCUCCAAAUUAUUGUACCUGUAACAAAGGAUUUGAGAUCUCGGACGAUAAGUAUUCAUGCAAACCAAUCUGUAAUGAUGGAUGUUUAAACGGAACGUGCAUUGCUCCAAACAGAUGCAAAUGCUUCGACGGUUUUAAGGAAUCUGAAGUCAGCAAUAUAUGCGUUCCUGAUUGUGGAAACUGUAUGAAUGGAAGAUGCGUAUCGGCAAAUGUUUGCUUUUGUGAUGAAGGAUAUCGAAUGGUAGACGGAUUCUGCACUCCGAUCUGCUUUAGGCCUUGCGUGAAUGGUCGUUGUGUAGCUCCAAAUAAAUGUAAAUGCAAUGAAGGAUAUAGAAGCAAUGAGACUGACCCAAAUAGUUGCUUUAAGACAUGUAUUUGUGAAAAUGGGGUUUGCGAUAGAAAUAACGAAUGCAUCUGUAAUCCUGGAUUUGAGUUGAUUAACAACACUUGUAUUGAAAUAGCACCAGCCGCAUGCAAUACUUGUGAAGGAAACUGUAGUAAUGACUUGUGCUGGUGCAAAGAUGGCCGUCCCUGCAUCCAAAGAACUGACACAGCAAGUUAUUCUAAUGAUGCUACGUUAGCUGGACUUGAACUAGGAUGGCUUUUAGGAGGAGUUAUUGGCAUUGUAUUACUCGCAACGGUUGUCAUAGUAAUCGGUCAAAUUUGGCGGAGGAGGCAGCAGUAUGAAGCCAAAACAGUCGAUACAGGUGGCCAUAUGUUGGGCAGUGUGGCCUACACCACGCCAGAUACCCUCCUGCAGCGACGAGACGGGGCUUCCAUUGCUAAUGUUUACGGCCAGAGUGACAAUGAUAAUGAAGACUUGACCGAGACCUUCUUACCUACAACUGUUAUCGUGGAUGAAGAACAGUUAUAGUGAUAGAUCAAUGUAACGAUAAAAUUUAUACAUUUUUAUAAAUACAUUUUACACGAUACGAAACGUUAAAAAGUCGACAGUGCGAACGAGAUGUUACAAUUAAAUAUAAAAAUUAUUGUUUAACUGGUUUAACCGAAGUUGUACAAUGAUGUAAAUAAUAAACGUGAUUUUUUAUAUUAGAGGGGGCAGACGGGAUGUUGAAUGGUGAGGCAUCCACCCAUGGCCAUCCGCAACAUCAGGUGUCAAGAGAUGCGUUGCCGGCAUUUAAGGUGGGAGUAUGCUCUCAUUUAUGAAGGUCCCUAAGUCGUAUCCGUUCGGGAAAACAGUAGCCGGUAAUUGAUUUCACAAAGUGACUGUGCGAGGCAAGAAAUUUCUUGCACAACGCGAGGUUGUAGAAUGCCAGACGUAAAUGGUACAUUUUGUAUUUUGAUGUCCAGUGGUGGAAUUCGGUCGCUGGAAUCAACCCGAGCAGCUUUUCAACACUGCUUUACCAGUGGGAGACUCCUUUGCACAGGAUGCCGGCUAAAUUAUGGGAACCCCAACGGCGCCUAUUUCUGCCGUGAAGCAGUAAUGUGUAAGCAUUACUGUGUUUCGGUCUGAAGGGCGCCGUAGCUAGUGAAAUUACUGGGCAAAUUAGACUUAACAUCUUAUGUCUAAAGGUGACGAGCGCAGUUGUAGUGCCGCUCAGAAUUUUUGUGGUUUUUCAAGAAUCCUGAGCGGCACUGCGUUGUGAUGGACAGGGCGUAUCAAUUACCAUCAGCUGAACUUCCUGCUCGUCUCGUCCUUUAUUUUCAUAAAAAAAAUAUCAACCCGAACAUCUCCUCUGGGGACUCCCCGUGAUAAAUGCAGUAGAAGAUGCAGAGAUAACCCACAUCUCUACGCUACGCCAAAGAGUCAAGCCGCUCUUCGUUGUAUGCAGUCAAAUGGAAGUAGCUAGUACUGGGGAGCACCCACCCAGAAGUGAGAACAGUACUCCAUGUGAGGCCGAAUUUGCGCUCUCUGUAGUUGGAGGCGGUGGCUUAUAGUGAAGUACUGUCUUGCCUUACUGAGUACACCAAGCUAUUUAAAGGCCAGCUUGACCUUCUUUUCCAAGUGGCCACGGAAAUAAACGUCGCUCGAUAUAUCGACGCCAAGUAUUCCGAUACAGGCUAGGGCAGUUAGAGGAGUGAUCUCGAAUCACUAGGGAUACUUUUUAACUAGUUAAAGAUAUUCGAUGGUGUACAUCAACAACGUGAUCUUGAUAAGAAUCGUUAUUUAGAACGCAACUUGGAAUGCAGUUCAGUCUGUUCAUUUUGAAUUUUAUUAACAGAAUGACUAACGAAAUGCAAUGAUAAAUUAAAUACUCAUCGUAAUGUGUACCUUACUUUUGUUGGACAAAAUGCAAAUUAAUCUAAACAUCGUGUAGGAUGCGGUGGUGCGCCUUUUUAGUUUCUAAUUUGUCAAAUUUUAUAUUAUGGUACAAAUAGUUAAUAAACUAGAAUUGUUAGUAUUACUUUAGAUCGAUAAUAAGACAAACUAAGUUUGAUCUAAUUAAAACAUUAAGUCUACUUAUUUCAACACGCAGGUUUCCAGUUAUUUAAGAUUUGGAACCGUUUAAAACGGGCUAAAAGUAUAAGUCAUAAUUAAAAGAUUAUAAAAAAUAAAUUAAUAUCUUUCCAAACUCUUAUAAAGCUAAUUAUAGUGUGAUAUUUAUUAUUUGUACAUAGUUAUUCUAAAAAUAAUGUUAUAAGUACAAGAACUGCGAAAUAAAUUACGAAAUUUGA
This is a messenger RNA of Leptidea sinapis, 4094 nucleotides long. RefSeq names its product multiple epidermal growth factor-like domains protein 10. The record is from RefSeq and is a predicted model, not a curated record. Bases 82 to 2331 code for a protein of 749 amino acids. The transcript has 6 exons. Lineage: Eukaryota; Metazoa; Arthropoda; Insecta; Lepidoptera; Pieridae.